Molecule: messenger RNA, 1368 nt
Organism: Lampris incognitus (smalleye Pacific opah)
Lineage: Eukaryota; Metazoa; Chordata; Actinopteri; Lampriformes; Lampridae
Product: neuropeptide Y receptor type 4-2-like
Exons: 1
Coding region: 1-1368 (455 amino acids)
Biological process (GO): G protein-coupled receptor signaling pathway
Cellular component (GO): neuron projection; plasma membrane
Molecular function (GO): neuropeptide Y receptor activity; neuropeptide binding
Source: RefSeq, a predicted model, not a curated record
AUGUCCUGGAAGGCAGGCACCAGCCAGUCCCUUCCAUCAAGCACCACCCUGCCUCUCCCCUACAACAGGACCCAUCCGAAAUCUCUGCCGUGGGAUGAGGCUGGAUCCGGCAGACAGUUCAUGCAAGGGGAGGAGUGGGCAUGGAACAAGAGCCAGCCCCCCACCGACCUCUCCUUGUUGGAGAAUGGGGAGUGGUGUUUUAUGUCCCCUGUCCUGACGAUGUUUCUGGUCGUGUGCUACUGCAUCACAAUGGUGCUGGGCCUGGUGGGCAACAUCAGCCUCAUCAGUAUCAUCGCCCGGCGCAGAGAAAAGGCCAAUGUCACCAGCAUCCUCAUCUGCAACCUGUCGUUUUCUGACAUUCUGGUGUGUCUCUUCUGUCUACCGUUCACCGUCAUAUACACACUCAUGGACCACUGGGUGUUCGGGUCGAUGCUGUGCCGGCUGGUGCCGUUCAUCCAGUGCGCGUCGGUGACAGUGUCCAUCCUGUCGCUGGUGUUAAUCGCUCUCGAGAGACACCAGCUGAUUAUCAACCCCUCUGGGUGGAAACCCAGCAUUCCUCAGGCGUACAUGGCCGUUAUCCUCAUUUGGACGCUUGCUUGCCUCACCUCGCUCCCUUUUCUGGCUUUUCAGCUGCUUACAAAUGAGCCAUAUGCCAAUGUGCCCCAUCCCAAAGCCCAGCCGCAGCCCCAGGCCGCAGGCCCUCCCCGACCCUUCCCCUUGCCCCAACUGCAGUCUUAUGACAAUACAUCUCUGCUACAGCCUCAGUUGCACACACACUCCAACGCAUCUGGGUUUUCCAACUCAUUCCACACUAUCUUUCCCUACGCUCCCGCCUCUGCCCAUCUGGAGGCGUGCCUGGAGCACUGGCCGUCCCGGCAACAGAGGCUGGCCUACACCACCUGUCUCCUGCUCUUCCAGUACUGCGGCCCUCUAGUACUGGUUUUGAUCUGCUACAUACGGGUUUUUCUCCACCUCCGCCGGCGUAAAGACAUGCUGGACCGCACCAGAGCCGUGGAGAACCAGCGCAUGGCCCAUAGCCGGCGGAUUAACAUCAUGCUGGUCGCCCUGAUAACGGCCUUCGCUCUGUGCUGGCUGCCGCUGACCAUCUUCAACGUGGUGUCUGACUGGAAUCAGGAGGCUCUGCCCAUCUGCCAUCACAACUUGCUGUUCUCCCUCUGCCACCUGCUGGCCAUGUCCUCCACUUGCAUCAAUCCCGUCAUCUACGGCUUCCUCAACUCCAACUUUCGGCAGGAGGUGAGAGAGGGGCUGCUGCACUGCCGCUGCCAGCCGGCAGAGGACGACUACGACCACUUCCCGCUGUCCACCGUGCACAUGGAGGUGUCCCGUAACUCCACGCCCCUCAGCUGA